AUGCUGAUCGAGUAUCUUUUUGUCUUUGCCCAGGUGCAUGAUGAGUUUCGAGUACCGGAGCUCCUCUCCAUCUCGGAGCUCCACGGUUUCGAGAUCAAAUUUCCCGAGGAUCCAGACACAUCGCGACCGUUCAUGGUCCUAGGACUUGAGGCUGAAGAACAUGCUCGGUUGCUGGCGCAGCGAUGCAUUCUCGUCAGAUAUGUCUGCGAGUUUUACGCUCGUGGAAAAACAUACGAUGAACUUCACGAGAAUACACGCCUGCAAAAACCUCGAUGGGAGAAAUACUACGUCGACACGUCCUUCAAGUUCCUGAUCACUGCGUUCAACCAUACUAUCCCGCAGUGGAGGCAAACGAUUGUCGUGGAGAGCUUCUCGUACAUGGACUUCCAAGGGAAGAUCGAGAUGAAGAACCCUGAAAUAACGCUCGCAGUGUUCGAAGAAUAUCCUGAUAAACACGGAACCACCCGCGAGAAGACGGAAGGCGAUGGCGAGUUCGACGAAGUCUGGUUCGGCAGGUUGAUCAUGCUUGGUACGGCCCGGCCGUUGGUGAAGACUUUCGACGUCAAGAAGCGCGUGUACUUCGGGAACACCAGCAUGGAGGCCGAGAUGUCUCUCCUCAUGGCCAACCAAACUCUGGCGUCCCCAGGAAAACUGAUUUACGAUCCGUUUAUCGGGACCGGCAGCAUGGCAUACACUGCGGCCCACUUCGGUGCCUUUGUGUUCGGCUCCGACAUCGACGGGCGACAGAUGAGAGGGAAGGUCAAACCGCCUGGCAUUGUGCGCGCUGCCGCGCAGUACGGCGUUGCCAACAGGAUCGCGGACCUCCUGACGUUCGACGUGACCCAAAAUCCAUGGCGGUGCGGAGAUCUCUUCGACGCGAUCGUGACCGAUCCGCCGUGCAAUCGUGCCUCCGCUUCAAACCACCCUCAGCCUCUUCGCGCUAAAAGCCACCCGCGCCCCAGCGACGACCAGCCGUACAUCCCGCCGAUGAAGCCGUACGAGCUCUCGGAGCUCGCCCGGGACCUCGUCCUCCUCGCGCGGCACAUGCUCCGCCCGCGCGGCCGGCUCGUCUUCUUCCUCCCGACGGUCACGGACGAGUACGCGGAGGUGGACGUGCGCGCGAUGCUCUGCCCCGGCAUGGAGCUCGUCGCGAACUCGCUCCAGAACUUCGGCUCGUGGGGCCGCCGGCUGAUCACGAUCCGGAAGACGACGACGGAGCGGUUCCCGCGGCCGUCGUUUGACCCGGAGCAUGCAGUGACGGAGAACGUCGUGGGCGAAGCGCAUGUGCCCGCCCACAAAGACUUCCGGGAGAAGUACUUCCAGGGUUUCGGGAAGAAGGGCGACGUUGGGGACGAUGGAGGGGAUACGGCUGGUACCGGCUGA
Messenger RNA from Epithele typhae, 1383 nucleotides. Its product is annotated as tRNA guanosine-2'-O-methyltransferase. The record is from RefSeq and is a predicted model, not a curated record. The coding region runs from base 1 to 1383 and encodes 460 amino acids. Gene Ontology annotation, cellular component: cytoplasm. Lineage: Eukaryota; Fungi; Basidiomycota; Agaricomycetes; Polyporales; Epitheliaceae. The transcript has 9 exons.